Messenger RNA from Drepanopeziza brunnea f. sp. 'multigermtubi' MB_m1, 1359 nucleotides. RefSeq lists its product as uncharacterized. The record is from RefSeq and is a predicted model, not a curated record. NCBI's taxonomy places the organism in Eukaryota, Fungi, Ascomycota, Leotiomycetes, Helotiales, Drepanopezizaceae.
AUGGCCAGCAAGACGCGGCCAUCGUCCAAGUCGCGAGGGACGAAGGUCAAGCCGAUACUGCGGAAACUGACGCAGAGCGAGCGCGGCCCGUUGGAUCUGGACCGCCCAGCGUCGGAGCAGGGCCGCGGCUUGGGGAUAUGUAGCAGUGGGAGUGGAGGAGGAUGUGGAAACGGAGGCGGUGAUGGAGAUGGAUACGGGUACGGGUACGGGUAUGGAUAUGGAUAUGGAUAUGGAUAUGAAUAUGAGUGCGAAUAUGGCUUCAGCUUCGGCGUCGGCGUCGGGGCGGCAGCAGGAGCGACGGGACGGUCCUCCUACGACACGCAGAUCCGACGAGGCUACGGCCACGGCCAUGGGCGUAGCCAUAGCCAUAGCUAUCACCACCGCUCUACCAGUGGAGCCUCGCAGUUCUCGACGACAACAACAGCAAGCGGACACCGCGCCGGUUCCUUUGUACAUCCUUUCCAGCAAACUCCCCGACCAUACACGCCUCCGCUGCGCACCGCGGCCUCGUACCAGCACUCUCUGCGCGAGAGCGACCUCAACUACGACCACAGUCCGGCGCUGACUGAAGAUGAAGGCCAAUUGCGCUCUGCCAGCCAGACCAACAUUCACCAUCCCCAUCCGCAUCCUUACGCUCACUCCCAGCCGCAUGCCAAUUCCAGUCACAACCUUCACCACCUCCGCUCACCUUCCAACUUCUCAACCCACACGUCCUCGGCAUCGAUAAGUCUCUCGUCGUCCUCCCCCGCCCUUCACCAGCAGCACCCCCUCCGGGCUACAACCACCAAGCAGGCCUCGUUAUCCCGGCUCGCGCUCGCAACCUCCCACACAUCUCUCCACCUGAACUCGAGCCUCGCCUCGGACAUCCCCUCGCCCUCCGACACCAUGUCCCCCGCCUACGCUCUGCGCUCCUCGCUGGACGGCUUCCGCAUCCGCUCGCGCUCCGACGCGGCGCAUCCCCCCGGCCGUAGCCAGACCAUCUACGAGGCGCGGCGCAAGUUCCUCGAGAAGGAGCAGGCCGAAGACGAGAAAGCCGCGCGCGAUGAGGUCCGCCGGCUCGAGAAGCGCAACCAGAAGGAGGCACAGAAGAUCGACCGCGGCCAUCGCCGCUCGUGCGCGUCCUCAGACCGUACCCGAUCGAAGCGCUCCAAGUCGGAUCUGACGAUGCAGGAGAAGAUGGAGGUCUUCGUCGGCCGCGAGUACAGCUCUGCGGCGCAACAGCCGACGCCCAGCCUGAUGCCGGGAGCGGAGAGCUACCAGCAGCGGAGAUCGGGAACGGCGAAGCUGAAGACGCAUUCGGCCUGGACCAAGUUCGUGAUGUGGAUUCGAACACGCUUCAUCCGCUCGAGCAAAGAUUGA